Messenger RNA from Saccoglossus kowalevskii, 1650 nucleotides. RefSeq names its product medium-chain acyl-CoA ligase ACSF2, mitochondrial-like. Lineage: Eukaryota; Metazoa; Hemichordata; Enteropneusta; Harrimaniidae. The record is from RefSeq and is a predicted model, not a curated record.
AUGAGCAGUGGUUGCAAGACUAAACUACAGAAGAGCUAUUAUCACAGUGCCUCAGCUCAGCCUUUCCUUGGAAAAACUGUCCACGAACUGCAAGAUGAUGUGGCCAGGCAAUUUCCGGAUAGAGAUGCACUCGUGUUCUGCGAGAGCGGCAAGCGAAUAUCAUUUAAACAAUUUUUAGAUGAUACCAAUCAACUUGCAAGUGAUUUAGUCAAGCUUGGUCUAAAACCUGGUGAGCGUGUUUGUCUCUGGAUGGGCGAUGGAUACGAGUGGAUGCUGUUGAAUUUAGCUGCUACUAGAGCUGGACUAAUUGCACUUGAAUUGGCAGAAUCACAAUCGGUGGAUCAUUUAAGAUACACAAUAAAUCAAACGAAGUGUUCUGCUAUGUUUGUCGGCUUCAGUCUAUACAAUCAAUAUGAUAAAUUGAAACAAGUUUCUCCCGAUAUAGAAUCUGACACAACAACAUUAUCUCGUGUACCAUCAUUGCGUUACAUCAUAACAUUCGACGAUGAUUGUCCUCUUAUUGGAUGCAGCAUUGUAAUGCACGAGGGCAAACUUCGAGGGCGUGGCGGACUAGAAGAAUAUCAGGUAAUUAAGGAUUUGAAGAGCAAAGUUAGUGCAGAUGAUCCUUAUAUGAUAACCUUCACGUCUGGCAGCACUGGACACCCCAAACCCGUAGUUCGCACACAUAGAGGCACAUUAGAGAAUAUGUACGCCUUGAAAUGUCAUGCAACACAUGAUGACCAAAGCAUAACGAGAGUUCUCAAAUUAGGAUCCCUUGUAUCAUCAUGUGGCUUAUACCAAGCUAUGCUACUAAUGUGGGGUGCAACUCUAGUUUCACCAAGACCGACAGAAGAUUUCACUGGUGCAUUAGAGGCCAUUGAGAAAGAAAAAUGCAAUUUCGCUCUGUUAUUUCCUCAGUACUUAUCGCAAGCUGUUAAUCAGCAAAAUAUUGCGAAGUUUGAUGUUUCAUCACUAAAGCGAUGCAACGUUCUGAAUGCUGUCAAUUUAUUAUGCGGUAAUGCAGUUGUUCUCUAUGGAACGAGAGAAACUCUUUAUAUAAGCAUCGGGGACGUAUCGUAUACAUUAGAAGAUAGAAUUCGUGGGAAAACCCGAGUAUUGGGACAUUGUGAAGUGAAAAUUACAGACACAGAUAAACGCAUUAUGCCUGUUAACACUACAGAUGAUAUAUGGGUGCGUGGGCCUUAUCAUUUCCAGUGGUAUUAUGGUGACAAAGAACGCACAGAAAAAGUCAAACAUUCAGAUGGUUGGUAUUAUACUGGAGAUCUGGGUCAGAUGGAUGAAAAUGGUCGAUUAGUUAUAUUAGGCAGGAGAGACGACAUGAUUGUAAAAGGCUCUCACAAUGUUUUUCCGGCGGAAAUCACAAAUUUUCUUGGAGAUCAUCCAAAAGUUAAAGAUGCACAAGUAGUUCCUGUUCCUGAUGAGAAAUAUUUGAGCGAAAUUUGCCUCUGUCUUGUGCUGAAAAAAGGAAGCAUCUGUACUGAUAGUGAAAUGAUAGAAUUUCUAACUGGGAAGGUGUCACCGUUUUCAAUGCCGGGAUAUAUUCUCUUCUUCGACAAAUUUCCAGGCGUAUGUUUGAAAGUAAAUCAACGAGCUAUAAUGAAAGAAGCAAUCACCCGCCUUGGACUGUAA